Messenger RNA from Mixia osmundae IAM 14324, 3510 nucleotides. RefSeq lists its product as uncharacterized. The transcript is spliced from 6 exons. Gene Ontology annotation, cellular component: ERMES complex; nucleus. The record is from RefSeq and is a predicted model, not a curated record. Gene Ontology annotation, molecular function: lipid binding. Bases 1 to 3510 code for a protein of 1169 amino acids. Gene Ontology annotation, biological process: mitochondrion organization; positive regulation of transcription by RNA polymerase II. NCBI's taxonomy places the organism in Eukaryota, Fungi, Basidiomycota, Mixiomycetes, Mixiales, Mixiaceae.
AUGAGCGUUGACAUUGCCUGGGAUCAGCUUGACUCGUCGCUGUCGAGCAAGAUCGUGGAUCAAUUGAAUAGGUCCUUCGCAAGCGUCACACGGCCAUCUUUCCUCGGACCGGUUGACAUCACCAGCUUUGCAUUUGGCGACGUGCAGCCUGAUGUGCAGCUUGUGGACAUCCGAGACAUCUACAGUGACUUUCUCGUCGAUUCCGACGAUGACAGUACAUCAGAUAGCGCUUCAGACGAGGGCGUCAACUCGUUCGAGAGGUCAGGCAGAUCUGAUUCUGGCAGAUUGUCACUGUCCCGCUCGGCACCCAGCGAGCGACCGGGACUCAUGUCCAGAGCAGCUUCGUCUGUAGCCGGCGGAGGUAUGGACAGAGGCUCCGUCAAGAGUGUCAUCACUCGACCUAUGCCCGGCUUCAGCAGAGGAGCGAGUCUGCUCAACGUUCAUCAUACGCCUUCAUCGCACGCGCAUCCGCAUGAGACGCAAGUACAUUCUCCGGGCGACCAAAGAGGAUACUUUGGGCCUCAGCUAGAAGCGCAUGCGCAUCGACCGAGUCCGCUGAUUGAUUCCCUAACCUGGUCUGACGAUGGCGAUGGACGUGACGACGAGAGCGUACGACACGCCUACGUGCCGCAAAGACGGCGAAGUACAUCUGACUAUCGGACCUCGCCAGAUAUGGACGAGCGAGACGUGCAGGAAGAAGAGACGGGCUCACCCCACACCUCGCUGCAGCUGCAUCUGCAAAUCACCUACUCGGGCAGCAUGCGCAUCUCGCUGACGACCUCGCUCCUCAUCAAUUACCCUUCACCCUUCUUCAUGUCGUUGCCGCUUUCGCUUAAAGUCACCGGGUUGGCUUUCUCCGGUGUCAUCGUACUCGCUUACGAGAGCUCAACCCGGACACGCUACAACUCGCGCGGACGGCGACGGCAGGCUCGCAAGCGGCUGCACAUCUCACUCCUCGACCCCACGCAUGACACUGCACCUGAUGCCUCGAUCAGCUCGAGCAGUGGUGGGCGAUUGCGCACCGAAAGCGUUCAAGCAUCCAGGAUCAGAGCGCGCCCUGGUGAGCGCUUACUGACCGAUCUCGUCGUGGAAUCAGAAGUGGGCGAAGCCUCCAAACAUACUUUGCGCAACGUGGCCAAAGUCGAAGCCUUUAUUCUCGAUGUCGCACGCAAGACGCUGGAAGACGAAUCCAGGUGGCUCCUCUUUGUAAGUUGGAGUACUCAAUUGUACAAGCGAGGUCGGCCGCAGCAACUGUCAGCCAAGAUGUCGAUGUACCCGUCGCUUGAAGGCCUGUCGGUGCCUAUCGUCAAGCGGGAAUCAACAUCGCCAUCGCGGGCGUCACAUAUGGCUGCAAGCUUAUCAGCAUCAUCCUUCGAUUCGGAUUCUGGCUCCUAUGACUCUCCGGCAGCGCACAGCCGAGAGCGACGAUCCUCGUCGUUCCUGUGCAAGUGGAUCGGUUGCAAUGACGACUUUGAUAGUCCAGAGACACUCUAUGCGCAUCUGUGUCACGAGCACGUCGGUCGAAAGUCAACAGGCAACUUGUCGCUCAAGUGCCACUGGCGGAUCAACGUCGCCGGAGACACCUGCGGAACGACAUGCAUCAAACGCGAUCACAUAACUUCUCACAUGCGAGUCCACACGCCGUUGAAGCCACACACUUGCUCGAUUUGCGAUAAGUCUUUCAAGCGUCCGCAAGAUCUCAAGAAGCACGAGAAGAUUCACACCGAACAACACCACCACUCGCACAAGCAGAGCAAAGCCGUCACACAGCCGGCACCGAUCUCAAACCCUGCUGCGACCUUGCCGGCGCCCGUCUAUACUGCGCCGCCUGUCUCGCUACAUAGCUCAGCGCCGCGCCAUCAGAGCUUAUCUGCCAGUCCCGAAGCCAGUCCUCGUCACUCGUCCAGGCAGCACCUGCAGCCGCACUUGCAGCCGCCGAGACAGCAAUUCGAUGUGAAGCCUGAUUAUGCUGCCUAUGUACAGCAAGCAUCGGUGCAACAGAUCUUGCUUCAUCAGCAGGCAAUGAACCAGGCGAGACUUCUCGGCUACCCGAUGACACAUCCGCCCCUCUAUCCUGCCUUACCGACGCCAGGCCCUACGCCCUACAUGCCCUAUCCGAGCGCAACGCCAAGUAACUGGCUGCAGACGCCUCCUGCACAGGUACCAGGAGCGACUCAAGAGCUCUCUCGUCCGGCUAAGCGCUCAAGUGACGCCCAUGAGUACGAACCUCCUCGCAAGUUUAGCACAGGCAGCAAACGCCCUUUUGACGUAGCCGCGGAUGAGCUCCUCGGCUCGCUCAGCCGUCGGCGUGUCAGCAGCUCCGACCCAUCCAUUCCGAGCAUCGACGAACAAUCGCUGGAUCGCUUAUCGGCAUUCAUCUUCGACCCUGCGUCUACGCAGCACGCGGGCAUACCUGACUUGGCUCCUGCUGGCGCGUUGACGGAUAGCUCUGGUUCUUCCGUCGCUUCGCCUCUUAGCGUACUAUCGGCUCACUCGCCAUCUCCAAACCCAUCGAUGAGCUAUACUUCGCCCGCGCUGAGCUACACUUCGCCCGCGUCAGAUGGACUCGAUACGCUUUCAGAUACUACCAAUUUGAGCAUGUCAAAAGAUGAUGUCGACAAUCUUAACUCGAUGCUCUUUUCACUGGGUCAGCAGUACGAAGGAUCGCUCUCGCAUGACCUUGCCUUCGAUCCUGCGCAUUUCUCGCACAGCGAAGCUCCGUGGGCGCCACAGACCACCGGCUUCGCGCCGCCGCUGUCGAACGCGGAACCGGCUCUCCCGGAUUACGGCGUGUAUCCUUCACUUCAGGCCUAUGAGACCACGCGGCUCGAGCGAUCAUACCCUGCUCCGCAAAUCGCGCCAGACCAUAUCCGCGAGCCUAGCUACAAGCGCAUCGAUCUACUCACUCGCGCGCCACCACUUUCGAUGGCACGACGGCAGGAUAGCUCGGGAUCGAGCAUAGCGUCUUCCGCAAAAGAUUCAUCGAUGCGCUCGACAUUCGAAGGCGAACGAUCCCGUUCGAGCUCGGUCAGCGAAGGAUCUGUCGAGCUUGCGCCCAUUAACCGCGGCGCGUCCCGUGCGCCGCUCCCUUCGCUCCAAUCUGUGCUCGAGGGGCAUGGCAAUGCGCAGCCUCUGGCAAGUGCCAGCUCGUCUGACUCGAGCCCAACUUCAGGCUCGCAGACGCCGCCCACAUCUUCUCAUAGCAGAGUCGAUCGAUUGAGCCAUGGUAUCCGGAAGAUUGCCGUUCGCUCACCGAGCUCUCGAUCUGAUUCACUCGACGUCGCUUCAGCCGCUUCUGACCCUGAGCAAGACCAAGAUUUUGCGAGUGAUAGCGAGGGCGACGCGGAGGCUGCUGCUGUUGCGGGUGCACGAGCGACGCAUCUACGCAAACGAACGCGUAAUGCCUCGCCGGAUCACAGGCUUGCGAUACACGAGCGCCGGCUCUUCGUCAUCAAGUCACUCAUGGUCCGAUUAAACGAGAUGUUCAGGCGGCAAAACGCCGCCGCCUAG